Molecule: messenger RNA, 1083 nt
Organism: Spodoptera littoralis (African cotton leafworm)
Lineage: Eukaryota; Metazoa; Arthropoda; Insecta; Lepidoptera; Noctuidae
Source: the annotation of a GenBank genome assembly
AUGGCCCGUCUAGCAGUCCUCACUCUAGCCUUCGGGCUAUUCGCAAUUACUUACGCCGCACCAGGUGGAUAUGGUGGCGGUAGCCAAGGUGGUGGCAGCAUAGGUGGCGGCUACGGCGGCGGUGGCGGCGGCGGCGGUGGCCACGGAGGAGGCGGUGGUCUCGGCGGCGGCAUUGGCCACGGAGGAAGUGGUGGUCAUGGAGGCGGCUUCGGCGGUGGCCAAGGAGGCGGCGGCGGCUAUGGCGGUGGCCAGGGAGGCGGCGGCGGCUACGGUGGUGGCCAGGGAGGCGGCGGCGGCCUCGGAGGUGGUAGUGGACAAGGAGGCCAUGGUGGACACGGAGGCAGUGCUGGAAUCGGUGGAGGACACGGCGGCAGUGCUGGAAUCGGUGGAGGACACGGAGGCAGUGCUGGAAUCGGUGGAGGACACGGAGGCAGUGGUGGAAUCGGUGGAGGACACGGCGGCGGUAAUGGCGGUGGUUUUGGCGGCGGAAUAGGCGGUGGUGGCGGCGGUGGUCACGGUGGACACGGUGGAAACAGUGGACACAGUGGACACGGACACGGUGGUCACAGCGGAGGAGGCUACGGUGGUUCUGGUGCCAUUGCUAGCUCAAACGCCCAAGCUAGCGCUAGCGCUGGCGGUGGCCACAAAGGAGGAUACGGAAGAGAAGAAAAUUUCAUAAAAUAUAACAUGAAGAAGAUAACAAUAAUUGUUCUAGCACUCGUGGUGUUGGCAGUGUGUGUGUACGCAGCGCCCGGCGGCGGUGGAGGAAAAGAUAGUGACGGUGGCCAUGGUGGUAAGGGUGGAGAUGACAAUAAAGGCGGUAAAAGCGGAGACCAUGACAAAGGCGGAAAGGGUGGCGGCAAAAAUGGUAGUAGUGGUGGCAGCUCCGACAGUAGCAGCAGCAGUGAGAGCAAAGAGGAUGGUGGCAAAAGCGGGAAGGGUGGGGAUGGAAAAGGAAAUGGUGGCGGUGGCAAGGGAAAUGAUGGUAGUAAAGGUAAAGAUGAUGGGAAAGGCAAAGGAGGCAAAGAUGAUGGUAAACAUGAUGGCAAGGAGUAUGGUAAAGGCUACGGAUGGGGGCGAUAA